This is a messenger RNA of Anopheles nili, 1977 nucleotides long. It is a transcript of the gene CD98hc, whose product is annotated as neutral and basic amino acid transport protein rBAT. The record is from RefSeq and is a predicted model, not a curated record. NCBI's taxonomy places the organism in Eukaryota, Metazoa, Arthropoda, Insecta, Diptera, Culicidae. The coding region runs from base 16 to 1749 and encodes 577 amino acids. Gene Ontology annotation, biological process: carbohydrate metabolic process; amino acid transport. The transcript is spliced from 5 exons.
AGCGACAAUCUCAAGAUGCCACGUGAAAAUGGCACCGGAGCGAAGGAGGGCGAAGACGAGCGGAUGCUGAACGGGGGCAGUGUGGAGGGGGUGGCGGGCGGAACCGAACCCACCGAGAAGGACAAACUCGCCCAAAAGGAGGUGGAGGUGAAGUUUAUCCCCGCACAAAACGGGGACGCUUGUAUUGACAUGCAGAUGGAGAGUCAGCAAGCGUUUUCCGGCAUGACCAAGGAGGAGCUGAUGAAGUACGCCAACGAUCCGUUCUGGGUCCGGUUGCGCUGGCUGCUGUUCGUCCUUUUCUGGGCAUUGUGGGCCGCCAUGUUGCUCGGCUCGUUUUACAUCAUCUACGAUGCGCCGAAGUGUGCCGCCCCGGUUCCAUUGUCCUGGUGGCAGGAAGGACCACUCGUCGAGAUCGAUGGUGAGCGGUACACGGAACAGCUGGCAGAGGUGGAGCGGUUCGGUGCGAAGGGUGUCAUCUAUCAGCUUUCUGCCGAUGAGACGUACUUGGUGGAAACGGCCGCCGUCGAGAGCAAGUUGAAGCCGAUGGUUAGCGUUUUCCGCUCGAAAAACAUCAAGUUGGUGGUCGACAUUACGCCCAAUUUCGUCACAAAGAACGACUCACUCUUCCUGGAGGCACUGCAGAAGCCAGAUAGUGCGGCUCACGCCGCUUUCGUGUGGAGAGAUAUUGGCCUAACGCCACCAAACUGGCUGUCGAUCGCUGAAGAAGGUAGCGCGUGGAAAAACGCCUCCAAUGGCCAGUACGUGCUGUCACAGUUUGGCCCCGAACGGUACGAUCUGCAGAUGAGCGCACCGGCGGCACGUGACAAGCUGAAAGGAACCCUGCGCGCUCUGCUCGACCUAGGUGUCCGGGGUAUACGGUUGGCCAACGCCAAACAUCUGCUUAUCAACCCCGACGGUGGAAAUGAAUCACCGCUCGCUCUCGAGGAUGCGGAUAAGUCCUUGACCCACACCGAUUACGGUUUCUGGACGCACCGUGAGACGACGUACCGGGAAGGGUUAGGUGAGCUGUUCCGGGAGCUAACCGAGCUCGUGCACGAACAAACGGCCGGUGAAGGAUUCCUCUCGGUCACCGAGGACAUCCUGCGUCCGGAGGUGUUUGCCGUUAACGGCACGUUGCCGAUUGAUGCGCCACUCUACGGUAAUAUCGAGUUCGAUCUGCGUGAAGGAACCGGUCCGGAUGUUGCCCGAAAGUUGCGUCAUGACAUCGCGAAUGCGUAUCUAACAAUCAACGAGUACCGGGCGUUGGGUGCUUUUGUGAAGCCCUGGUUGCAGCUGCGUUACGAUCGCGCUUCAUUGGAACACGUGCCUGCGUCGGAGUACACCGUGUUUCACUUCCUUUUGCCGGGUGUUCCUGUGUUCCCGUUGGACGUGUUGACGAAGGGUGGUGUGACGCAUGAGAGCGUUGAAGCACUGGAACGGUUCCGCAGUUCGCCAUCCUUCCAGCACGGUCUGUUCAACGUGUACAAUGACGCAAACGUUUCCUCGAUUGCGUACACACGGCUAAAGUCCGGUAACCCUGGGUAUUUCGUCGUGCUGAAUCUCGAACAGGACGAACAGAGGACCGUUGAUUUCCGAGGCAUUGAUGGCAUUGGGAACGAGCUGACGGUGGUUCUGACGAGCCAAAACUAUGCUGUCCCGAACGUGGGUGUCAAGAGUAAGGUGCCGGUUGAAGCAAUUCCGCUAUCACCACGAUCCGCUUUAGUCGCCACCUACGUUCCGACCAAGUAAGGAUGGUCCUGGUAACCGGCAACGCAUCGAACAACCUUUGAACAUUGAAAAAUAUACAUGUAGCGUGUGUCUGUGUGCUUUAAUUCCCCGCUUCAAACGGCUAACGCGGUCAAACGUGUCCGACGCCAUUACUCAUUUGCUCCACCUCAGUCAGCUGUACCGGCAUGGAACGGUAGCUGUGGAAAGCUAUAUGUACGCUUAAAUAAAACAACCCCUUUAAUUGCAUUA